Lemur catta (Ring-tailed lemur) is the source of this 2104-nucleotide messenger RNA. It is a transcript of the gene EEFSEC, whose product is annotated as eukaryotic elongation factor, selenocysteine-tRNA specific. Gene Ontology annotation, molecular function: translation elongation factor activity; GTP binding; GTPase activity. The record is from RefSeq and is a predicted model, not a curated record. Gene Ontology annotation, biological process: selenocysteine incorporation. NCBI's taxonomy places the organism in Eukaryota, Metazoa, Chordata, Mammalia, Primates, Lemuridae.
AUGGCGGCGGCGGCGGCGGCGGCGGGGCGGCGGGUGAACGUGAACGUGGGCGUGCUGGGCCACAUCGACAGCGGCAAGACGGCGCUGGCGCGCGCGCUGAGCACCACGGCGUCCACCGCCGCCUUCGACAAGCAGCCGCAGAGCCGGGAGCGCGGCGUCACGCUCGACCUGGGCUUCUCGUGCUUCUCGGUGCCGCUGCCGCCGCGCAUGCGCUCUGCGCUGCCCGCGCGCGACGGGCCGGGGGAGCCGGAGCUGCAGGUGACGCUGGUGGACUGUCCCGGCCACGCCUCCCUCAUCCGGACCAUCAUCGGCGGGGCCCAGAUCAUCGAUUUGAUGUUGCUCGUCAUCGACGUGACCAAAGGGAUGCAGACGCAGUCGGCGGAGUGCCUGGUCAUCGGGCAGAUCGCCUGCCAGAAGCUGGUCGUGGUGCUGAACAAAACGGACCUGCUGGCCGAAGGCAAGCGACAGGCGGCCGUUGAGAAGAUGACCAAGAAGAUGCACAAGACCCUGGAGAGCACAAAGUUCCGGGGUGCACCCAUCAUACCCGUGGCGGCCAAGCCGGGGGGGCCUGAGGCCCCCGAAACCGAAGCCCCUCAGGGCAUCCCGGAGCUCAUCGAGCUCCUGGCGUCCGAGAUCCCCGUCCCGGCGAGGGACCCCUCGGGCCCCUUCCUCAUGUCCGUGGACCACUGCUUCUCCAUCAAGGGUCAGGGGACAGUGAUGACGGGGACCAUCCUGUCGGGCUCCAUCAGCCUCGGUGACAGCGUGGAGAUCCCUGCCCUCAAGGUGGUGAAGAAGGUCAAGUCCAUGCAGAUGUUCCACACGCCCGUCGCCACGGCCAUGCAGGGGGACCGGCUGGGCAUCUGCGUGACCCAGUUCGACCCCAAGCUCCUGGAGCGCGGCCUCGUGUGCUCCCCGGGCUCCCUGCACACGGUGCACGCGGCUGUCAUGUCCGUGGAGAAGAUCCCCUACUUCCGGGGCCCGCUGCAGACCAAGGCCAAGUUCCACGUCACCGUGGGCCACGAGACGGUCAUGGGGCGACUCAUGUUCUUCAGCCCCGCGCCCGACGACCCGGACCCCGAGCCCGCGCCGGGCACCUUCGACUUCUCCCGCGAGUACCUCUUCCAGGAGCAGUACCUGUGCGGGGACUCGGCCGCGGCGGGGACAGAUGGCGACGCCGGGGACAAGAAGGCGGGCCCGGCCGCAGACGGCCGCUGCCCCCGGCGGCAGUGGGCCCUCGUGGAGUUCGAGAAGCCGGUCACCUGCCCGCGGCUGUGCCUGGUCAUCGGGUCCCGGCUGGACGUGGACAUCCACGCCAACACGUGCCGCCUGGCCUUCCACGGCGUCCUGCUGCACGGGCUGGAGGACAGGAACUACGCCGAGACCGCCCUGCCCUCGCUCAGGGUGUUCAAGCUGAAGCACAAGCAUGGCCUGGUGGAGCGGGCCAUGGACGACGGCAGCGUCAUCGGCCGCUCGCUGUUCAAGAAGGAGACCAACAUCCAGCUGUUCGUGGGGCUCAGGGUGCGGCUGUCCACCGGGGAGGUGGGUGUCAUCGCCGGCGCCUUCGGCCAGAGCGGCAAGUUCAAGGUCCACGUGCCCGGUGGCCUCAGCCCCGAGUCCAAGAGGAUCCUGACGCCGGCCCUUAAGAAGCGGGGACGCGCGGGCCGCGGGGAGGCGGCCAGGCAGGACGAGGGCGCGGAGCGGACGGAGCCCCCCCAGCAUGUGACGCUCAGCCUGUCUUUCAAGCGUUACGUCUUUGACCCGCACAAGCGCAUGGUCCAGUCCCCCUGAGCGCCCCGGGGGUCCCCACUCAUACCCAGCCGCCCGCCUGGGCUUGGGGCUCGGGCCCAGUGAGACCCUGGGGAUGGGGCACAGUGGGAGAUGUCACGGAGACCAGGAGGGGCUGUCACUUGACCCCCCAGUGCCCUUCCACCCAGGACAGCCACCGACCGAGCCUGCCCGGGAAAGGGCUGUGGCCCAGGGUGGGGGGCUGGUGCCCGGUCUCCCACUGUGCCCCAGCCUCUCUGGCCGUGGGUGGGCUCACCUCGCCCCCUGCCCCCAGGAGGACAGGCGCCCUGCAGCGACAAAUAAAUGUCCCACGUCCCCA